This is a messenger RNA of Cyprinus carpio (common carp), 1843 nucleotides long. Its product is annotated as beta-1,4-galactosyltransferase 1-like. Gene Ontology annotation, biological process: protein N-linked glycosylation; carbohydrate metabolic process. The record is from RefSeq and is a predicted model, not a curated record. Gene Ontology annotation, molecular function: cytoskeletal protein binding; beta-N-acetylglucosaminylglycopeptide beta-1,4-galactosyltransferase activity. Lineage: Eukaryota; Metazoa; Chordata; Actinopteri; Cypriniformes; Cyprinidae.
AAACGCCCACUGCUGUCACUCAGUGGAGCUGCGCUCAAGACUUAAAAAAGAAAACAGCGAUUUACAGUAGCCAGACGCGAUCAAUAUCAUAAAAAGUUUCAGGGAAAGGAUUAUCCUGGUCAUCUGAUGCACAACGAGGCAGAGGUGUUUCUGUUCUUACAGAGUUUUGUUCUUCGUAAAUGAAGUGGUCUCCCGAAGUUUUGUGAGAAUGCAGGAGUCGGUGCUGCUCAAUGUGGGUUUCUUCACUAAAUCCUGCGCCGUCGUGCUCGUGUGUCUCUGCGGGGUUCACCUUGUCGUUGCACUGUUUUUUUAUUUAACAGAUUCGCCCACAAAAUUGACCAACUACAGGAAAAUUAAAUUAGACUCCGAUAUAUUUACUUCUCAAACUCAUAGAACAGCAGCACUUGUCAUCCAGUAUGACAAUGCAACAGAGGCAGAAGUAAAUAAAGUCAUAUAUUCUAAUGGAAGUGUCAUUAAAGAUGACGUAGAAGAGGAACACGCAGUACUACAAUCUUGUCCUGAGACGUCACCACUUUUAGUGGGUCCAAUGCGAGUUGAAUUUUCUGAGCUUGUAAAUUUGGAUAUGGUGCGUAAAGAGAAUCCACAGCUGGUGAUGGGCGGCAGGUAUAAACCCUAUGAUUGUGUGGCUCUACAAAAAGUGGCAAUAAUCAUCCCAUUCAGAAACAGAGGUGAACACCUGAAGUACUGGCUCCACUACCUUCACCCCGUCCUACAGAGGCAACAGCUCGAUUAUGGGAUUUAUGUCAUACAACAGGAUGGAGAGGGGACAUUCAACAGGGCGAAACUGCUCAAUGUGGGUUACGUAGAGGCACUAAAGGAGUAUGAUUAUGACUGUUUCAUCUUCAGUGAUGUAGACAUCAUCCCCAUGGACGACCGCAACACCUACAUGUGCUCCAGCCAGCCUCGCCACCUCUCUGUGUCCAUGGACAAGUUUGGUUUUAGGUUGCCAUAUAAACAGUAUUUUGGGGGUGUAUCAGCAAUUAGUAAAGAGCAGUUUCAAAAGAUCAAUGGCUUUCCCAAUAACUACUGGGGCUGGGGAGGAGAAGACGAUGACAUCUUUAACAGGCUGGUAUUUCAAGGCAUGAAAAUAUCAAGGCCGAGCGGAGACAUCGGUAAAUGCCGAAUGAUUCGUCACUCAAGAGACCAGAAAAAUGAGCCAAACCCACAGAGAUUUAAGAGAAUUGCUCACACACGACAGACAAUGAAGACGGAUGGCAUCAAAUCGCUCAGUUACAAAGUGGUAGAUAUAGAGAAAGACCUGCUUUACACCCAAAUCACAGUGGACAUCGGCAAGCCAUGAAACCUCUAGAGCUCACAAGAAACAUUUAGCUCACUGCAACUUUUCAGAGAUCUUUAAACUGCACAUCUGACUCUGAAUCGGUUCAACCCUAGUGAAAACACUGUUGGAAAAACUAAGUCUGAAUGAAAGAGACAUUCUUCUGAAGGGCACACUAAGUGAAAGAACAGGUGAAUUGUACAUUUUAACAUUAUAUGCCUGUUAAUUGUCUGUUUCUGACUUUAAUGAACAUUAUUUUUGUAAAGUUUUAAUGCAAAGCAGCCUGUGGAAACCACGGCUCAGGGAAUAACGGACUACUGUGUACUCCAGUUCAACACAAACCUGCACACUCAUACAAAACACCUUACAGAGUUUUUAAGCGAUGACAGUUCAAUAUGUACACAUAUUCUUGUAGUAAGUAUGCAUCAGUAGUUUGAUCUUUUAGACUAACUUUACAUUAGUGCCCUGUGGCAAGUACUCAGACACUGAGUAUUAUUAAAGGGAUAGUUCACCCAAAAAAUGAAAAUUUACUCACCCUCAUGUUGU